AUGUGUGGCAAUGGCCCCAACUGCCUGCUGGAACAGCCAGGCAAGCGACAGGCCAUCAGCCGGCUGGACAGUUUCAGCAAAAUCGUCUCUCUUGUCAAAAAAGUCCUCAAGGACACGUCCAGCUUACAGCCGGACCUGCUGGAAAAGGCGCGCUUGAAAUCUGAUGCAAUUCGAAUCAUUGCGAGGAGCUCCUUCCGCCCAGAACAAACAAGGGAGGACAUGGGUAAGGCCAUUGGACUCUUAUCCCAUGCCAUGGAGCAAGAGAUCCGAGAGGGGCCCAAGAUGUCGGCGCGGCUGCGGAGCCUGUACCUCUUGCGGGGGAGGGCCUUUGGAAAGCGUCUUCUGGCCUUACCCGGGUUACCCGAGAGCGAGAGCGACAAGGCCCAAGACGCGUCGGCGGCCCUGUCUGAUUUCAAGGCUGUGUUAGCUGAGGACCCAAGCUGUCCGGAGGCUUUCGCAGAGGCGGGUCAUAUCUACGGCUUCACUGGCCAGACUGCCGAGGCACUGGAGUGGUAUCAGAGGGCCCUGGACUUGAUGCCAUCCGGGUCCUCCGAGGCUUCCCAGAUCUCGCGGCGCAUGAAGAGGCUGAAAGAAGGGCGCUUGGCAGCGGGCUCGGGCGAUGGCAGCGGGCUUUGGAAGGUUCGAGGAAUCUCAGGGCUCUCCCCCGAUACAUGCAUCUACCACCUCGAGACUCUGCCUCCAGCCGACCCACAUCCUUGUCCACAUGCCGCAUGGCAUGUGCAAGUGGCUCAUGGUUCAACCAUCAGGGAGUACACGCCGGUCUCGUCUGCAUCGGCUUGGGAGGCUGGGUGCAUGGAUCUGCUUGUGAAGACCUAUCCUAGUGGAACGGUGUCGAAGUUCUUCGGGUCGCUUCAAACGGCCGAGGAGGCACAGGAGUCCUGCUUACAAAGCUAUGGCCUCUUGGAGGAGCAGAACUGUUGGGUUCGAGUGUCGGCUCCGAUUCUCACUUUCGAUCUGCGUGAGCUGCGCGAAGUUCCAUCACUUGGUUUGGUGAUCGUGGCCGGUGGAACCGGAAUCGCGCCGGCGAUCCAGAUCAUGUCCGAGGUGGUCAACACGGAUGGAAGCCUGAAGGGGUGCCCUGCGCAGCUGCUGUACUCCAGCCGCACUCCUCGAGAUGUGCUUAUGCUGGAUGAGCUGCGGGCCUUUGUGGAGUCGCGUCGUGUUCAGGUGACUCACACUCUGACACAAGAAGGUCGCCGUGCUGUCGGCAGUCACUUCCGAGGAAAGCAUGGGCACUUUAGCGCAAGCUACGUUCCAAAAGACGGGCCUCUAAGGCCAGAAGAGGUGGCUUUUCAUCGGCGGGUGGACAUGGACAUGCUGAAGGCCGUUUUGGACACCCAGGGCCCAGCUGCACCCGCUGCUUUCGUCAUCGUGUGUGGGCCUCAGGGCUUGCUCGACGCAUCGGAGAAGUGCCUGAUGGAACUCGGUCACCAGCGCGACCGCAUUCUGCUACUUCGUGCCACGGCCACGGAAGCCGCAGAGCUCAAGGACUCCAGCGAGGAGUCAGAGGGCGAAGGCCAGUCAGACGUCUCACAAGAUGAGCUUGACGUGCUGCCGGCCAUUUCUGUUUCACCUCCGCAAAUCACCAUUUCGGCCCCGGCCAGUGUGGACAAGCCUGGCCAAGGAAAGCCUGGAGACAUUUUGAGAGCUCAGCUGAGCGCUGGAGGGUCCCCUGCGCCCUCCCUAGCACCCUCGGCACACUCAGCUCCACUUUCUUCCUCUCCCGGCAGUCCCGGCCCUUCCUUGGGCACUUUGACUUUCGCCGAUCGGGUGCGGCAGGAACGCGAGGCGACCAAAAAUGACACUUCGGACCUCUUCUGUUGCGUGUGGAUCGACUGUGGGUGGUCCACAUUCCUGGUGCUGAAGAGUUUGGACUCGGUCCUCAAGAACAUUGGCGAGGCAGGGCCUAGGACCGGGCCACGGCCACUUAAGGCCGUGGCCAUUCUGGUGAUCUACGUCUUCGACGUCCUCAUCGCAGACUCUGUGCGGGUCCAUGGUAAGGACUUCAACCUGACCAUCUUCCUGAUGGCCGGGCCUGAAGCGCGGCCUGUGGGGGGCAACCAUGUCUCAUGGCAGGUGAUGGUCGUAGUGCUGACCGUGGUCACUUACACCCUGGCGCCGACCUGGAAGAAGCCAGCCCGCGCCGUAACAUCGCUUCUGGCCUGCCAACGUGCGGAGCCGCAAGGUAUCGAGAAUUUGAAAUCGGCGCUGACGGUGGCCAACCCAGAGGAUGACGACGUCUCCAGAGAGGUCUACCUGGGUGUUGUGAAGAGCUACAAUGACCGCCGCGGAUUCGGAUUCCUUGCCUGUACAGAGACGGCCGAUCGCUUCGGCCGCGAUGUGUACAUGCCAAAGGCGGAGGCCACGAUGGCUGCUUUACUUGCGGCGGGCGUAGACAGGGAAGCAGGCAUCAGCAUGGUGAUCAAUGGGAACUGCGGUGCCGCCGCGACUGCGGCGGCCGUAGCGGCUGCACCACGCGGCCCCGAUGCUGCGAAGGCUGCCGCGGCAGCCGCGCAGCAGGUGGAGAAGGUCCAGGAGGGGGAAAAGUCCACGGCGCCACGCUUGGCCGAGGAGGACGUAGUCUUCUUCCGUGUUCGGCUGAGCAUAGAGGGCUAUCCACAGGCUGUCUGUGUUCAGCGUCUACGGAAGCUCACUGGCACCGUGCUCCUGUCCCCUUCACAAACGAAAGGAUCGAUCGUGAGUGAUGAGGCGGUGGCAGUUUGCGGGCGCAAAGAGGUGGUCUUUGACACCGAAGCCUGUGGACAGCUGCGGCUAAUUCCUGGUGAUGUCGUCACCUUCUGUAUCCCUGAGGCUGAGGAGAAGCUCGGCGCUGUCGCGAAACCUGCACCAUUGCCAGCCCCAGCAGCCAAGAUGAUUUCUCUUUGCACCACUAGUCGAGCAGGUGGCACGGUCUUGGGUUGUUUUACCCUGGACCUGCCGAGAACCUUGCCAGAGAAUGUGCUGAGUGCUCCGAUGCGAGCAAACCUGAAACUUCCCUGUCACGCCUUUGGAGACAAGCUCGUUUUGGCACGUCUGACAGAUGACUUAGAUGAGGCCGAGCUCAUGCGUUUCUUUUCAAAGCAGGGUGCCACUGGGGCCAUAGUGGCACAUGCUCGUGCCUGUAGUUUCGCUUCGGUGUCCUUUGCUAGCAUCGCAGAUGUGGCACGCUUCUUGGGCCGCAUUGCCCAUGCUUUCGCUGACGAUCGGGGCACGCUGGUUGCAAGACUGCUUCCCUUGGAUCCCAAGCUGGAUGCCAUCGCAACGCUUCCCGCGCUGCCGGCCCCCCAGCUGUCGGCCAAGGACAGCUCAGGUGAGGAUUUGGAAGCCGGGGCACUCCUGGUGCUUUGGUCUCCGCUUGUCCUGGCCGUGGCCUACUCAGUGGAGCUCCGGCCUGCUGGCAUCGAUGGACCCUGGGCCUCUGUCGAUGUGGGCUCCAAGAUGGGAGGUGGAAACAGCAGCCAUCGCUUUGACUCCUCCACCUCCUCCUGUAAGGUGACGAGCCUUCACUUGACCACCCGAUACGAGGCCCGUGUCUCCUACUUCACCGACUGCGGCACCACCUCCGAGGCUUCUGAGGCCUCCGAGCCCUGCACGCCUUCCCAGGGCUCCGAUGCGAAGCCCAAGACAGUCACAGCCGUCACGGGGGUCACCGGGCUCUCUACCGGUGUUGCCGGUGUUACUUCCACAAACCCUCCCCCUCGCACUGCCCCAGAAUAUGUGGCACCGCACUAUCCACCGCCGAGCCUCAGCACGCUUCCGCCGGCCCCCGUGAACCCGACCUCCACCUGGUCAGGAUGGAGCACCACCACGGCGGAGGCCAGCGCCUAUCCUGCGCCACUGCCGUUGCCACAGACCGUACCUCCACCGGAUCCCUUCGCUGCAGGCUAUCCACCCGCUCCGGCUGCGCCGGCACCGCCCCCACCAGCAUGGAGGUCCCCAGCGGGCCUGGUGGUUCCACCGCCGGCUGCGCCGGAACUGCAGCCCUGCGACGAGCAAGGCUUCGCGCUGAACAUUGUGUGGCCAUGUGUGCUGCAAGCAGUAUCCUAUGUGGUGGAGAUUCGGGCGGCUGAUGGCACGAGCUUCGAGCGUUUCGUUCGACCUGCGCCGGAGGCAACUCUUGGGCUACUGGUGGAGAUGCGGGUGGCAGGGCUGCGGCCGGCGCCACCACCGGGGCGUUUCUACAUGGCUCAGGUGCGCAGCGUGGGCGCGGACGGCUGGGAGUCGCCGCCCGGUCCCUCGACAUGGUCUGCUCCGAUGAUCUGCGAGGACCCUUCAGCCCUGGACGCCAACCAGCUGAGAGAGCGAGAGGGUGCCUACUUGAACCCAAUCAAUUCCAUGAUGGGCCCUGCUGGGGGCCCUCAGCUCCCAGGGCUCCCUGGGCUUCCAGGGCUCCCAGGGAGCCUCCCUGGGCUCUCGGCCUCCGCGGUGCCUUGGGAGCCGAAAGACAGCUGGAAGGGCCCCGAGAUUCUGUCCACCAGCGAACCCACCAAAGACUUUAGCUACGGAUGGUCGGGGAUGCCUCCACCCCCGGCAAACCCUCCCGUCUUGGGUUCGGCCGCCAUCGAUGACAACGCGAAGCCUGAGGAGUGCCUCAUCCUGGAUUGA
This is a messenger RNA of Symbiodinium natans, 4626 nucleotides long. The record is from the annotation of a GenBank genome assembly. Lineage: Eukaryota; Dinophyceae; Suessiales; Symbiodiniaceae.